AUGGAACAGAGUGCAAAUUUCCCUUUGAAGGCCGCAGAUCUGGAAGUAAUUAAACAAGAACAAAACCCCAGAGAGGGGAAGGAGAGUACGACAAUGGAGAAGAACACUUGCCGACGGGAAUCAUGGGCGGCGGCAACUGAGAAAGCACAGGAGGACAAUCCAUGGAAGAAAUUUGAUGUAGGGCGGAUGCGAAGAAGUGGUUCGAAUCUAGAAUUUAUUCCACCGCAGGAAAUUGAAGGAAGGAAAGUCUGCCAAGUGCAAGCUAGCAAGAGGCAACAAGGUCAUGGAGGGGAAAAGAUCUAUCGUCCUGUUGUCAUAGGGAGGAUGAAUGAGAACAUUGCUAGGAAACAACAGAUUUGGAACAAUAUGUUUGAUCAAGGAAGCACAUCAAGAAAUCAGAAGGGAGAGGUAGUGAUAAAUGAGAAAGAGAUAUUACAAGCACUUGACCCUAAUUCAGGGAUUAAUGAGUAA
Molecule: messenger RNA, 471 nt
Organism: Oldenlandia corymbosa var. corymbosa
Lineage: Eukaryota; Viridiplantae; Streptophyta; Magnoliopsida; Gentianales; Rubiaceae
Source: the annotation of a GenBank genome assembly